Ostrinia furnacalis (Asian corn borer) is the source of this 3630-nucleotide messenger RNA. RefSeq names its product zinc finger CCCH domain-containing protein 13. Gene Ontology annotation, cellular component: RNA N6-methyladenosine methyltransferase complex. Gene Ontology annotation, biological process: mRNA modification. Bases 100 to 3144 code for a protein of 1014 amino acids. Gene Ontology annotation, molecular function: metal ion binding. The transcript has 9 exons. NCBI's taxonomy places the organism in Eukaryota, Metazoa, Arthropoda, Insecta, Lepidoptera, Crambidae. The record is from RefSeq and is a predicted model, not a curated record.
UAUCUGUGGUUAACAAUGGCGGACUUUGUGCCGGUGACAAAAUUGUAUUUUUGUGAUCGAUUUCAGUUUUAAUUGUGAGACAAAUGUUUUUCCUCUAUAAUGUCAAAACAAGGAAAAAGAAAAAUCACCGUGGAAUUACCGAAAACCAAGGACCUAUCGAAUAGACCCAGCGUUUUUGAGCGUCUCGGUACUAAGAAAACUGCGAGUGUGAAAAAAACAACUGAACAUUGUAGACAGUGGGCUCAGCAUGGUAAUUGCGCUUACGGUAAAAGUUGUAAAUUUGCAGCCACACAUACAUUGAUUAGCCCAUCAAAGCAGCGUGCGGCCAAUAAGGACAGUGAACAAAAACGUUUGGUGAAAGACGAUGGCAAGAAUAGACUGCAUUCUACCGUGGUAGUGCGUUCGGGCCGUAGUCCAGACGGCGAAAUUGACAACUGGGACCAAAAUGACUUAGAAUACGCCGAUACUGACGUCCUCGAAAAAAGGAGACAGCAGUUGCAACGAGAAUUGGAAUUGCAAAUGAAAAUGGAUUGUAGUAAAGACAUGCGUAAAGACAAAAAGAAAGUUGUUUCAAGUACUUCAUCGUCACGGAGUUCUAGCUCCUCCAGCAUAUCCUCCUCGUCAUCAGAUGGCAGCACGUCAUCAUCUUCAUCUGGCAGGGAGGCUAGAAGGAAAGGUAAGAAAGGCAAAUUAAAAAGGAAUUCAAGUUCUUCUUCAGAAGGUGAUGUUCCAUCUAAAAAGAAAUUCAUUAAAACAGAUCCAAAAAGAGAUAAAAGUGAAAAGAAAGGCACUCCAAAAAAGGAUGACAGGUUAAAGAAAAGUGAAAUACCUAAGAAAAAGCCUGCUACUAAGCCAGCCCUUGGUAAGAAAUCAUUGUCACCAGGUAAGAAAUCUGGAGGUACACCACCAAUAACGUCAAAGAGUUUAUCAAAAAAUACCGCGAAACACGGAAAAUCGCCUCAAAGAAGAGAAAGAAAUCGCAGUGUUUCGCCUAGAGACAGAGAUAAGGAGCGGGAUCGUAGUAAUAAAGAUAAAGACAGAGAAAAAGAACGCGAUAAAGAUAGGGAUCGUGCCAGAGGCCGUAGUAGGUCUCCAAGAAAAGGACGAUCUCGAUCACCGCGUCCACACCCAAAAGAUCUCCGAAAAAAAGAAAGCUCUGAACGUAGUCGACCUGUUUCGCCAAAAAAACAAGUAAGACGCGAUGGGAGUUCAGAGCGUCAUAGGAAGCGAUCAGCAAGCAGAGAUCGCGAUCGGGGUCGAGACCAUAAAGAUCGUUCGCUUGAACGAAGAAAAGAUAAACAUGACGAUAAAGAUAGGCAUGAUAGAAAAGAUAGAGGCCGUGACCGUAACAAGGAGAGUAAAAGAGAUGAUAAGCGACGCGGUCGUGAUCGAGGCUUGGGUAACAGAGGUGGUGCUGACAAGGGUUUAGAAAAACCGAAUAAGCCCAUGGAGAGGCUUCUUCCUCGACCUGAAGAACGUCUUGCUGCACUUGCCGCUAUUUCUAACCGUGUUCUCGAACCAGAUAAGAGUUCAACUAAUUCUAAAGACAGGCAAGACGCUCAUUCCGAACGAGGAGGUCGUAAGCAGGAUAGGAUUGACAGAGAUCGUUCAUCAAAGAGAGAUAGAAUUGAAAGUGUUGACAGGGAACAAGGCGAUUAUGAAAUGGGUAUAGAUCGUCAAUAUGAUAAUGAACGUAGCAUGGAACACUACGACAGAGUGGAUGACCGCUAUGAAGGUGGUCCUAGGGAAGAUGACAGAUCUCCAGGAUAUGGAAUACAAGGCAGAGAUAGGCACUAUGAUGCAGCCUACGACAUGCCUGGGCCUGCUAGAGGUUAUCCAGACGAUGACGACCGAAUGUAUGGAGAUCAUAUUGGCGACCAUCGUGGUGUAGAUAUCGGUUACGACGAUAGGCGUCCACAUCGUGACCACUCAUGGGAAGGUCGCUCAGGCUCUAUGGACCGUGAACGGGGUUACAUGCAUCCUCAUAAAGAUUGGGACAAUGAUGACUACAGAUCUGCAGAUUGGGGGCGCGAGCGACACUGGCCGAUGCAUGAACCUCAGAUGAGCGAGUGGGGUGAUAAGGAUGCAGAAAUGGAAGGCUGGCAUCAUCGAGGUCACCCGCCAGGUCCUCAUCGUAACCGCAUGCAUGAAGAUUACGGCCGAGGUAUGAGGAUGGAUGUUGGAAGAGGUGACGGCAACAAACGUCGUAUGCCUAGAAACGAUCCUGAUCCACCUUCCAAAAAUACCCCUCCCCCUGCUCAAUCGGCGACUGUAACUUCAAGGCCUGAAGCUGAUGUUGAUGACAAGCCGAUCCCUGAUGAUCUCAGUGAAAUCAGUGAUGACCCGGAUGACAUUCUAAAUAGAGAAGAUAUGGCAGACCAAACUAUGGAUGAAGACAGUCAAACUGCAUUGCCAGAUGAAGGUACCUCGAAGGUGGAAGGCUCUGAAAAAGACUCGACUCAGGACACAAGUGGCGCUGGCGAAGAAAAAGAAUCUCAAGAAGCUAAAGACGAGGAAGAUGUUGCUAAUUUGGACUUUGAGGAGAUAUCUGAUGGAGAAUUGGAGGAAGAAAGAACCAGAGCUGGAUUAGGCGAUGCUCUAGGUGUAGAUUGGGCAAGUUUGGUGGCGGACGUGCGUCGUCGCGAACAGACUGCACCCACUGGAGGAGCGCGUGACCGCUGGAAACCAGAACGCGUUCUUACACGGCUGGGACUCUCCAUAGAUAUGGCUGGCAAAGAAACUGUCCAAAACAUAUUAAAAAAGAAUGCAGAGACAAUGCAAGCUGAGAAAAAACCGCCUGUGGAAAAACAAGAUAAUGCUGAACAGAGUGACUCUGUAGAACAGAAUGGCCAACAUGAUGAAGGAAGAGAGGAGCCAGAAGCUUCAACCAUUGAUAUAGAUUCGUUACACCCAGUAGCUGCAAUUCAGGUUGCGAUUCAGAAAAGAAAACGCCAACGGGCUGUCUUGUUUGGAACAGGCUGUGAAAUUACGCGCGGUUUGAGUGCAAGGCGGGACUUGGCUUUACGGAGGUACUUGUGUCACUUGCCAGUCGCUGAACGCACAGGUCAAUCCCGUGUGGCGCCUCAGCCUGCCUUGUUCCAUGCUGCGCGAGCCUUACUGAUGCAGGCUCCUGUCACCGGCUGACGAAAGCUUUAAAUCCAGUAAUCUGGACAACUCACAAUGUACACUUUCAGUGCAAUAAACACUUGUGCUGAAUAUUUCAAAUUUUGUGUGAUGUGAGCAUGUAUACUGUGAUGUGAAUUCACGAACCAAUGCGUAUUUGUGAUUGAACUCUGAAGUGUUCUGAGAGUUGAUAUGAAAUGUCUGGAUUAUGUUUGCAUCAAAGAAUGAUGUGUAGUGCAAUUUAAAAUAGAACACUAGCGGAAAUGAUGAAAUGAAUUGUGUGUGGUGAUUUAUCAUAGCAGUAAGUUACUAUUGUUAUCGUGAAUAGUUAUAAUAUAAUGUUAGUUAUUGACUAUUAUCUUUUUCUAGUUCUAUAUCCAAAGCAAAUGUCACUUAAUCCGGUUUUCAGUUUUGGUUUGGUUGCUAAUAAGUAAAUGCUCAUAGUUAUCAAAUGUCUUGAAAUAAUAUAGCUACAUAGUUAUUAAUAUCCCUAUGUUUGUUCCAUUA